AUGAAGUGUAUCCCUGAUGUUUACUGCCCAAAGAAGGUUCACAAGAAAUGCUGCACAAAUCGCUCAGCAAAAGAUUUAACAUUUUAUAUUUGUGGAUAUAUUGCAGAUAUAUUCUAUUUAUCAGGUUCGACUCAUGAUUUAUAUGCACAACAGGUAUACAAAAAUGUCAACCACUUAAAGAAUGUCUGUCAGUCAGCAUUAUCUACAGAUAUUGAGACGAAUCCUGGACCAUUAUUCUAUAUUGAUCCCAGCAAGACAAUCAGUGCACCAUAUAGCCAAGGUAAUCAGGUUAUAUUUGGAGAAACAGCAGGACAGCAGUGUUUAGCAAUGUGUUUAUGUGCUCUUAUAUGCAACAAAAGACAGAACAUAUGCUCACCACAAGACCUGGUUAAUAUAAUGAAUAUUGGUAAUGAACUAUACUCAAACUUAUCAUGUUUAGCACAGCAAUCAUUUUUAUUGUUUACAGAAUUGCCUUCACAACUUACAGUAUUUGACACAGAUUAUAUUUUUGAGCACAGUGAGAGCUAUAGCGGUAAUGUAAUUGGAGACUGUUCUAUUGAAGGGUAUCAGUACUGUGUUCCAUUUCACAGAUCAUUUGAAUUGCUCCUGGCUGAAAACUAUUCUGCAUUCAUUUUAACAAUUGACUCUAAUGCUGUUUGCAUAUUUUACACCAAUGAUGCAAGUAUAACAUUUUUGACUCUCAUUCAAGAGACAUUUAUGGCAGAAGUCAUCCACAAG
This is a messenger RNA of Paramuricea clavata, 738 nucleotides long. Lineage: Eukaryota; Metazoa; Cnidaria; Anthozoa; Malacalcyonacea; Plexauridae. The record is from the annotation of a GenBank genome assembly.